This is a messenger RNA of Phragmites australis (common reed), 1052 nucleotides long. RefSeq names its product MADS-box transcription factor 20-like. Lineage: Eukaryota; Viridiplantae; Streptophyta; Magnoliopsida; Poales; Poaceae. Gene Ontology annotation, cellular component: nucleus. The record is from RefSeq and is a predicted model, not a curated record. Gene Ontology annotation, molecular function: protein dimerization activity; DNA-binding transcription factor activity, RNA polymerase II-specific; RNA polymerase II cis-regulatory region sequence-specific DNA binding. Gene Ontology annotation, biological process: positive regulation of transcription by RNA polymerase II. The transcript is spliced from 8 exons. The coding region runs from base 59 to 784 and encodes 241 amino acids.
CUUGCCCGUCCGUCGAUUUCGCCAGCCUCGCUCGGCUGCCGGAGGCGUACGGCGAAGGAUGGGGAGGGGGCGGGGGAGGGUGGAGGUUCGGCGGAUCGAGAACAGCGUGAGCCGGCAGGUAACGUUCUCGAAGCGGCGGCGCGGCCUGGCGAAGAAGGCGCACGAGCUCGCCGUGCUCUGCGAUGCCGACGUCGCGCUGCUCAUCUUCUCCGAAAAGGGCAGGCUCCACGACUACGCCACCAACGACAGCAUGGAUCGAAUCCUCGACCGAUAUGAGAGGUAUUUACUAUGUGAAGGUGGAUAUGUGAUGGAAGAACACUCUGAACUGCAGGUUGGAAGGGGAAAUCAGGACAUGAGCUAUGAUGACAUCAAGUUGAGGUCCAGGAUUGAAGCUCUACAGAAGAGCCAAAGGAAUCUUAUGGGGGAGCAACUGGACGCCCUGACACUGCGAGAGGUACAGCUGCUUGAGCACCAGAUAGACAGCGCUCUCAGGAACGUCAGAUCCAGGAAGGACCACGUCUUGCUCAAUUUGAUCGGGGAUCUACGAAAGAAGGAAACGUUCCUGAUGGAACAGAACAGAAUUCUGGAGGAGAAGAAGGAGAAGGCUGAACUGGAGGCACCCCUGCACACCAAGAACAGCACAGCGUCCACUGCUGCAGCAACCGCCCUUCCCAACCUGAACAUCUGCGCCGGUGCCUCCGACAAGUCUGGGCCGGCGACGGUGCCACCCGGAGCGGCGAGCGCCUUGCCGUGGUGGAUACUCCGGCCGUCAGCCAACGGCUAGAGGUCGGAAUAGCAGGUGUUCAGAUGGUGCAUGCUGUGGUCUCACUCAUGGUCCGAGAUCGUAGAAUUUAAUUCAGAUGGGAGGGGGAUUAGUGAUCUACUGAUCCCCUUUUCUUGGUUGCUAUAUUUUAAUCUUGCCCAUGUAUUUUUGAACUUCUGGCCUGUAGUGUAGUGGUGGCAAGGUCCAGUUUGUGGUGCUAGUUUGAUGUAGUUUUCUGUAACACAUGCUGCUGGUUGAGAUUAAUCUAUCUAGGAUGCUGUUUUAUUAA